Molecule: messenger RNA, 2894 nt
Organism: Manduca sexta (tobacco hornworm)
Lineage: Eukaryota; Metazoa; Arthropoda; Insecta; Lepidoptera; Sphingidae
Product: facilitated trehalose transporter Tret1
Exons: 7
Coding region: 295-1779 (494 amino acids)
Biological process (GO): transmembrane transport; carbohydrate transport
Cellular component (GO): membrane
Molecular function (GO): sugar transmembrane transporter activity
Source: RefSeq, a predicted model, not a curated record
GCAUUCAAUUGGACAGGCUUUGUGCCCAAAAAUUAAACGUUGCAUAAUACCCACUCUAUUUACGUUCGGUUACUCUAAACAAAACGCAACUGGUAAUUUUAAAUUAUUUGGCCAGUGUUCCAAAAUCCGGCGGACGCUGCGCGCGCUUCGGCGAGAUAGUGUGUUGCCGUCGAGCGCGGCAUAAUAUCGUUACAUAAUUAAAAAUCGAACAAUUAUCAAUUAUAUUUUUCUGUUUGGUGGCUAUAUGUGCGAUAAUAUUUGUUGAACAAAAAUCGAAUGAGAUAAAACUCGAAGAUGGAUAAGCCGACAAUGCACAUGCUCUCCGUCCAGGAGAAGGGCGGGCAGACCAGCAGGACCAAUCAAUACAUCGCCGCUGUGGCAGCGGCUAUAGGCGCGGUGAUAGCUGGCACCAUCCUCGCGUGGACGUCACCAGCGCUGCCUCAGCUGGAACCGUGGUCUAACAAGACCUCCAACGCCACUGUCGUCAUGCGUUCCAACUUCACCAACUCCACGAAGCUCAUCAACUCUCUGGGUCAAGAAGCCGAGUUCCUGCUGGAUACUAAUGCAAGAUCGCUGGUAUCUUCCGUGCUUGCCAUCGGUGCGGCUAUGGUCGCGCUGCCCGUGGGAGUGCUGGCACAGAAGAUCGGCAGACGGCCCACCAUCCUCCUCCUCGCCGUACCCUUCUUCAUUAACUGGCUGCUCACCAUCUUCGCUAACGGAGCUGGUAUGCUGAUCGCCGCCAGGUUCUUCGCUGGCCUUGGAACUGGCGGUAUUUGCGUGGCAGCUCCCAUGUACAUCGGUGAGAUUGCGGAGACCUCUAUCCGUGGAUCGCUAGGCGCGUUCUUCCAGCUUUUCCUGACCGUAGGCAUCCUGUUCACGUUCGUUGUGGGUGGCUGGACGCACUGGAAGACGCUGUCCAUCAUCAGUGCUGUAUUGCCCCCGUUGCUGGUCGCUGUUUUCUGGUGGAUGCCGGAGACCCCUCAAUAUCUGCUGGGCAAGAACCGUCGCCGUGAUGCCGAGAAGUCGUUGCGCUGGCUGAGAGGCCCUGACGCUGAUCUCACCGCAGAGCUUGAGGACAUGCAAAAAGAUGUGGACGAGGCGUCCCGCCAGAGCGCAGGCGUGUUGAGCAUGGUGACGAGCCGCGCGCCGCGCAUGGCGCUCGUGUGCGGGCUCGGCCUCAUGUUCUUCCAGCAGUUCAGCGGCAUCAACGCCGUCAUCUUCUACACCAACAACAUCUUCCAGUCCGCCGGCUCCGACAUCCCGCCCGCCAUCGCCACCAUCAUCGUCGGCGUCGUCCAGACCGCUGCCACCUACGUGUCCUCUCUCCUCGUCGAACGUGCCGGCAGAAGGAUCCUCCUCCUGCAGUCCUGCAUCAUCAUGGGCCUCUGUCUCAUCAUCCUUGGCGUCUACUUCAAAUUGCAGAACGACCACUUCAACGUCGCUGCUGCGGGCUGGCUGCCGUUGGUGUGUUUGGUGCUGUUCAUCAUUUCGUUCUCGAUGGGUUUCGGUCCGAUUCCAUGGAUGAUGAUGGCUGAGUUGUUCCCGGUGGAGUUCAGGGGCACGGCCACUGGUAUCACUGUGAUCACCAACUGGGUGCUCGUGUUUGUGGUGACGCUGUGCUUUCCCAUCAUGAAGGACGCUAUCGGCAUCUACACCUGUUUCUGGUUCUUUGCUGUUGUGAUGAUUGUGUGUAUCUUCUUCGUGUUCUUUUUAAUUCCUGAGACGAAGGGCAAGACUGUGUCACAGAUCCAGGCUAUUUUGGCUGGAAAGAAUAUGUAAAUAUAUGAUAAUGGGUUUCCUUGCGGUUCUUGGUCAGAAAAAAAGCCAUUUUGGAUAUAUCGAAAUUCCUUAGUAUGUACUGCCAACUUGAAACUAAAAAGGACUCGUGUGCUUGAAAUGAAUGUUUUUUUUUUUAUAAACUCCACCGAAUCAGGUGCCAUGUUAAGUGCAAUAUAAAGGCUAAUUUCAAUAAACAAUAUCUAUAUUCGAAUGGAUCGCGUAAAUAGACCAAUUAUAAUAAAGUUUGCUGUAAAUGAACCAAUUAGAAUACAGUAUGACGUUGGAUUUGAUUGGUUUAGUCACGAGAUUGAUCUGAAGAUAGCAAGGGUUCAUUGAUUUCGGCCGAUAGCGAUAGGAUUUAUAGACAAACAUAUUGAACAUAAUGACAAAUGAUUUCGCGAAAUAUUUUCUAAUUGUGAUUUUGUGUUAUGUGAUUGUUAUAAUGUGAUAGAAUACUCAAUAACUAAGCAAUUUAGGCAUAAUGUAGGACCGGAGUACAAAACUGAAAUGGCAGUUGUACCAGUGAUGAUAAUAUCUACGAACAAAUUAAACAAUACAAAGAACAAGGGCCGGAGCAAAUAUGGCGGAGCACAGUGCAGAGAAUUAUGCUGUCAAACUGUUAUCAACAUUGUUUUUAUUGAAAUAAUAUUCAAAAUCCAUUAACACAAGAAUAAUAAUAAUAAUUUAUUUAUUAGACACAAAAUUAGUUAAAAACCUGUGCAGUUCUGUUUCCUAAACUAAGUAAAAACUUGUAUUUUAGGAUAACAGUACCUUCAUUUACAAUUUACAAUAUUUUGUGCCCAAUACAAAAUAGAAUAAAAGUAAAAAUAAAAUAAAUUGCAUUUUUGUAUUAAUUGAUGUUAAAUAUUAUUUAAGUUGAUUAGAAAUAAGCGAACUAUCGCUCUAUUACAAUACAAACGACAUUUCACAUUUCGUUCAUCACUAGUACAUCGCCUUAAAAGGUUAGAAUUUACAAUUAGUUAAGUAUUUAAAAUAAGACGUUAAUGAACAAACGUGCCAAAAAUGUAUCUUAGUUUGUUGUAGUUUAGAAAUUUUAAUGUUUAACUUAAUGUUAAAUGUAAUAUAAUGAUUUGUAAUAAAUUGUAUCAAAUUAU